GUAAUAAGAAACUUUACUACAGCUACAAAUUCCUAGACGUGUAUUCUGUUGUAGGCAGCGUGUGGAAAACACUAGCAUCAUCAGCAGUCAAAUGUCCGACUGUUAACAACAACGUUCAGCACAACCUAUCCAGUUCUUGCAGACACCCGUCGACGCCAAUAUUGGACUGCCACCAUGCUAUCCAUGUUGAACCCGUUCCAGCUGAUGGAAGAAAUCCGCAUGAGAGGAGACCCAAGAACGAGAGAUUUUCCUGUCGCUGGAAAUCCGUUCUUCGUCUUCACCCUCACCCUUACCUACCUGUACUUCGUCUACGUAGCAGGACCUAGGUGGAUGAAAUACCGAAAACCGUUCGAAAUCAUCAACCUCGUUCGAGUCUACAACUUAACCAUGGUAUAUCUUAACGCACGUUUCUUCUGGCUGUUCGUCAGUCACUGUUACCUGCCGGGAGGUAAAUACAACCUGUUUUGCCAAGGAAUCUCGAAGACCGUCGAUCCUGCUGACUAUGAACUGUAUUGGCAAGGGAGUUGGUACGUGUUAGUGAGAUACGCCGACUACCUCGACACAGUGUUCUUCAUCAUGAGGAAGAAAUUCAACCAGGUGACGAGACUUCACGUCAUCCACCACACAACUGUCACCUGUUCUGCGUGGUUUUAUUUCUUAUUUGCUCCAGAAGGUCAGCCAGCUCUUGGACUUUGCAUGAAUGCGUUUGUCCACGUGGUUAUGUACACCUACUACUUCCUGUCGACCUUUGGCCCCGAAGUGAAGAAAUACCUCUGGUGGAAGAUAUACCUCACGAGGCUGCAGAUACUCCAGUUUGUCAUCUUUAUCGGUCACAUGAGUAUUCCGCUGUUUGUGGACUGCGGUUUUCCAAAGAGCUUGUGUCUCGUACCCAUCGCGAAUACUGUCGUUAUCCUAAUGCUCUUCAUCGACUAUUAUUACCGGGCUUACAUCAACCUGAUGAAGAGAAUGUACUUUAAGAAAUGAAUCCGUUUGUUAGGUAUUGUGCACUUUUGUGCACUGUCGGUGUGUGAUGCUGCGGUUGUUGUCGCUGUAGCGUAUAUAUCUUUGCUGUUGCGAUUGCGCUGCCGUUGAUGCUGCGCACGUGUUAUCGCUUGGUAUAUAAUUGUAGCCCUGCGACUACGUUUUGGUGGGUGCAUGUGUUACGAUACGUUUCUGCUCUUUCUCUUAUUUAAUAUCUUAAUACCAAUUCAAUACAUCCAUAUUUUUAAUUUACUUAUCAACUUAUCUCCCACAUCAUCAGAAUAACCAAGAACUUCGUCACUGAACUCAUAUGCUGUGUGUGUUUUGCUCAGGGUAUCAAUAGGGUUUACGACAGUUAUCUCCUGUUGUCCAGACGUAGUUUUUCUCCUGACUUACGGUGUUUAACGCUACCCAAAUAGCCGGGUGUUCAGCACUCUCUGGGGUAUCAACUUUGCCAUGUUUUCCUUGUCCCUAUAUUGUGAUCAUCUGGGUAUCAACUGAGAUUACAUUAAAUGUGUAUACCGACAUGUAUAUUGCAGUAGAUAAUGUCAGCUACAUCCAAUACGGGAGUGAGUGAGUGAAUGAAUGUGAAUGAGUGAGUGAAUGAAGUGAGCGUUGACAAAUGGAGCGUUGAGCGCACGUAGCACACAAGUGCGCACAGUUAUCGGAGGCAAUGUUUUUCCUGGUGCUAUUCGCUGAGCACCACACUGUGUACACACCGUCUCACAGAAGCGAUUGAGAUAUAAUAAUACAAUUGUAACAAAGACAUCGAUCAGCAUCGACGAUCACCCAGAACUGGUGUUGCACGGACGACGGGUCUAUGCUGAGGUCUUAAACUCAUUUGAAUUUCAAUCAAGUCGCCGAAAUCACUUUAUCUUUUUUUUACGCUUUAGCUUUUUUUACCUUACCUUUACGCUUACCUUUACGCCACUCAGCUUUAACUCCUGAUUUCGGUCGUAUAAUGCGGUCUUCUGUUCCUUGACAAGCAUGUGUGCUGAUGAGGUGGACUGCGAGGAGGAUAGGCAGAGCCCCGCACGGCGGCAGAAGCAACGGUGACAUGCAGCAUGUUUUACACACUGCUGUCGUGACGCUUAUUCGGCAUAGGUCUCACUCUCAGCAGUGAACUUAGAAAUGUCUUCGCAAGCACCGUGUAAGGUUGAGGAUGUUGAUGUUGACGAAAAAAUGUGGAUACGGGUACACAGACAGGCAGGCGUGUACGGGUUAUUUUAAGUCCGCGAUAUUGAGAUAUGUGUAGAUGUGACUAUGGAGUACACCUUCUUUUUAUGGGAGUAGAUUUUCAGGUAAGGUGUCUCAGGCUACUUGUGCGGCGAUACGCUGCACGUGGAGCAGCGUAGGGCUGCGGAUAAUUUCAACCACCAGGGGUCCUUAUGACGUGCGCCAAAAACCGUGAACUUUGCUUACUACAUUCAUAUAUUAUGUCGACGAAUGUAUGCAUGUCUGCUGAUGGAGUAUUAAAGUUUUGCUCAAUGUUGAGCACGUUACAGAUUAGAAAACAGAUUCUUAAACAUUGUGAGCUAAGAAUG
This is a messenger RNA of Ornithodoros turicata, 2525 nucleotides long. RefSeq names its product very long chain fatty acid elongase AAEL008004-like. The coding region runs from base 175 to 984 and encodes 269 amino acids. The transcript has 2 exons. The record is from RefSeq and is a predicted model, not a curated record. Gene Ontology annotation, biological process: very long-chain fatty acid biosynthetic process; fatty acid elongation, monounsaturated fatty acid; fatty acid elongation, saturated fatty acid. Gene Ontology annotation, cellular component: endoplasmic reticulum membrane. Lineage: Eukaryota; Metazoa; Arthropoda; Arachnida; Ixodida; Argasidae. Gene Ontology annotation, molecular function: fatty acid elongase activity.